Molecule: messenger RNA, 1224 nt
Organism: Phytophthora infestans T30-4
Lineage: Eukaryota; Oomycota; Peronosporomycetes; Peronosporales; Peronosporaceae
Product: GTPase, putative
Exons: 10
Coding region: 1-1224 (407 amino acids)
Biological process (GO): cytoplasmic translation
Cellular component (GO): cytoplasm
Molecular function (GO): GTPase activity; GTP binding
Source: RefSeq, a predicted model, not a curated record
AUGGGGAUCGUCGAUCGCAUCAAGGAGAUCGAGGAUGAGAUGAAACGGACGCAGAUUAACAAGGCCACGGAGGGCCAUCUUGGUCGUCUGAAGGCCAAGCUUGCGAAGCUGCGGACGGAGCUUCUUGAUGAAGGAAAGUCGAGUGGCGGUGGAGGCGAAGGCUUCGAUGUGGCCAAAAGUGGCGAUGGACGCGUUGCCUUGAUCGGAUUUCCUAGUGUGGGAAAGUCGACGAUGUUGAGUCAACUGACGGAGACGCAAUCAGAGACGAACGCUGUAGAGUUUACGACACUCACCUGUAUUCCAGGCAAUCUACUGUACAAUGACGUCCGCAUCCAGCUGCUGGAUCUUCCGGGUAUUAUCGAAGGUGCCGCUCACGGUCGAGGACGUGGACGAGAAGUCAUUGCUGUGGCCAAGUCGGCUGAUAUGAUUCUGAUGGUGCUGGAUGCUGGUCGAGAGGCUGGCAACCGUCAUCGUGAGAUUCUGGAGAACGAAUUGGAGACUGUUGGUCUGCGUCUCAACCGUCUGCCGCCUGAUAUUUACUUCCGGAAGAAGAAUGGCGGUGGCAUCACGUUCAACAGCACCCUUCGUCUAACCAAGCUUGGCGACGAUCCGUAUCAGACGGUGUACAAGAUCUUACACGAGUACAAGAUUCACAAUUGUGAGGUUUUGUUCCGUGAAGACUGCACGACGGACGACUUUAUCGAUGUGAUCGAAGGCAACCGAAAGUAUGUGAAGUGCUUGUACGUGUAUAACAAGAUCGACGUGGUGUCAAUUGAAGAUGUGGACCGACUGGCGCGUAUGCCCAACUCGACUGUAAUUGCCUGCGCCCACGGUGAUCGCCCUGCGCUGAACUUUGACACGCUUCUGGCCAAGAUGUGGGACUACAUGGGGUUGACACGCGUUUACACCAAACGUCGUGGAGAGACCCCUCAAUUCGAGGAACUGGUCGUCCUAGGCUCGGAGCGAAAAGGUGUCAGCGUUCAGUCAGCGUGUAUGUCGAUCUCGAAGGACAUGCUGGACAACUUCAACUACGCAUUGGUGUGGGGAACUAGCACGAAGUACAAUCCGCAACGUGUUGGCAAGGAGCACAUGCUAAACGAUGAGGAUGUGCUGCAGGUCAUCGUAAAGACAGCUAACCAGCAAAAGCGUGACAAGAACUACAACCAGAAGGUGCAGGCGUACUUCGACAAGUACAAGAAGAAGAAGAAAGCGCUCAAGACAUGA